Messenger RNA from Haemonchus placei, 444 nucleotides. The record is from the annotation of a GenBank genome assembly. NCBI's taxonomy places the organism in Eukaryota, Metazoa, Nematoda, Chromadorea, Rhabditida, Trichostrongylidae.
AUGUGUAGGAAAUUCACAAAUGAUCAGGGCAUCAUCCGCAAGCCUCGACAGGCAGCUGGAUUCCGGGGAACCGUUCGUUAUGCUCCGAUAUCUUGUCACCUUCAAAGAGAGCUUUGCAGGAAAGAUGACUGCGAGACGUGGGUGUACAUGUUGGUCGAAUUUACGUACGGCCGUCUUCCUUGGAAAGAGAUCCAGGAUAUGAAUCAAGUAGGCGAGUACAAAAAACGUGUCCGUCAACCUAUGUACAUCAUGGAGCUUUUCCCUCCCCCUUGUCCUCGUGAGUACAUUGAGGCACUACAGUAUAUCGACGGAUUGAAAUAUUAUGAUGCGCCCAAUUAUCAGUACAUUUACGGAAUCAUGCGAAGGGCUCUGCAAUCAGCUCGAGUGCAGGAGUUUCCUUACGAUUGGGAGAUGGGUGGUCCCACGGCCUACCUGCUUCAGUAG